This is a messenger RNA of Rana temporaria (common frog), 1021 nucleotides long. Its product is annotated as NAD(P)H dehydrogenase [quinone] 1-like. The coding region runs from base 126 to 956 and encodes 276 amino acids. Gene Ontology annotation, cellular component: cytosol. The transcript has 6 exons. Gene Ontology annotation, molecular function: NAD(P)H dehydrogenase (quinone) activity. Lineage: Eukaryota; Metazoa; Chordata; Amphibia; Anura; Ranidae. The record is from RefSeq and is a predicted model, not a curated record.
AGGAAAGCUGUCAUCAAACUCCUCCCCAGGGGCGGGGCCAAGAAACCUCACCCAGCCACACCCCCAUCUUCUGUCAUGCUGGCUGUGUACACCAUACAAGGAGGAGGACUGCCCAGGACAAGGACAUGGCUGGUAAGAAGGCUCUGGUGGUGCUGGCUCACCAGGAACGGACCUCAUUCAGUUUCGCCAUGAAGGAGGCAGCUGUGGAAGCCUUGAAGAAGAAAGGCUGGGUCGUCACGGUGUCUGACCUCUAUGCCAUGAAGUUCAACCCUCUUGUGUCGCGGGAUGACGUCACAGGAAGUCCACAUGAUCCAGAGAACUUCAAAUACCCGGCCGAGUCCUCCCUGGCCUACAAAGAAGGCCGCCUGAGUAAAGACAUUGUAGAGGAACAGAAGAAGCUGGCCGAUGCCGAUCUGGUGAUAUUUCAGUUCCCGAUGUAUUGGUUCGGAUUUCCAGCGAUCCUGAAGGGCUGGUUUGAUCGCGUUUUGAUUGGGGGAUUCGCAUACACCUAUUCAGACAUGUUCUAUGAUGGGCCCUUCAAGAAUAAAAAAGCUAUUCUUUCCUUCACCACCGGGGGGCUGGAGUCCAUGUACUCGUCUACUGGGGUCAAUGGCGACAUGAAUGUCAUCCUCUGGCCACUCCAGAGAGGCGUCCUGCACUUCUGUGGUUUCCAGGUUCUUGAACCUCAGAUCAGCUACAGCAUCGGGCACACCCCUCCCGAGACACGUUCCGUCAUCCUGGAUGCCUGGAAGGUUCGUCUGGCCAAGAUCUGGGAGGAGAAGCCCAUCAGCUUCGUGCCCAACGAGGAAUUUGACAUGACCUUCCCCGGGGGGUUCGUGCUGAAGAAGGACGUGACGGAGAAGCACAAGGAGCGUUACGGGCCCAGCGUGGGGCAACACAUGGGCAAACCGCUGCCGCCUGACAGCCAGGUGAAGGCCGGCUGUACAAAGCUCUGAGCGCUCUCUCUAUUCAUCAUUGUUAUUAUUCCAUGGCAAAUAAACCAGAGCGCUCUACUGACUGG